AUGGUUCAAGCCCCAUCCUUCCGCUCAUUCCUAACUCUGGCCCUAGCCCUAGCCCUAACUCUCCCAACCCUCACCCAUGCAGCAUGGCAAGUCCCACCAGAAUACGCCUUGACCCCGUCUCCCAACGGCCGCUUCCUCCAAGACGCCGCCGGCUCCCCCUUCUUCUGGCAAGCCGACACAGCAUGGCUGCUCUUCCACCGGCUCAACCACACCGAAGCCGAGACGUACCUAUCCGACCGCGCAAGCAAGGGCUUCAACGUCGUGCUGGCCGUGGGCUUCACGCAGAUUGGGAUCGAUAGUCCGAACCGGAAUGGCGAUCUGCCGUUUAUCGAUGAGGAUGUUACGAGACCCAAUGAGCCGUACUGGGCCUAUGUCGACGAGAUCGUGGAGUUGGCGUGGGCCAAGGGGAUAAGAAUCUGUCUUGUGCCGAGCUGGGGGAAGUUCGUGCAUGACAACGAAAACAACCCGGGCGUCCUAAACCUCACAACAUCCUACCCCUUCGGCACCUUCAUAGGCAACCGAUACCCAUACCUCCCGAAAACCCUGGUGGGCGACACAAACCCCUACUGGCAGAACAAGACCGCCGUGCGAGACAACUACGCCGCUGGAGGCGCACCCCCCGUGUACGCGGUAACCGACUACACGCCCGUCUACGACGCCAUGGCACGCGGUAUCGUGGACGGGGAGCGCAAAGCCAUCAAUUCAUCGUCCAGGUCCCCGCUGAUGACAAUCCACCCCACGAACCAGUGGUUCGCGGGCGGACCGCUCGCACUCGCAUCGUCUUUCUUCGGAAACUACUCCUGGCUUACCCUAGACGCAAGCCAGUCCGGCCACACGGACUACGCGCCCAACCCGCCGAUCCCGUGGUGGAAUGCGCGGAGGGGAUGGGAGAGCGUUGAGCUCAUGUACGCCGCUGGAAACGAGACGGGUCGUGUCCUCCCGGUCAUCGACAACGAGCCGCAUUACGAGAACCGCUAUAAUAACGGCAAGGCGGGGAAUGUGGCGUGGAACGCGAGUGAUGUGCGCGUUGGGAGUUGGCAGGCUGUCUUCUCUGGCGCCGCAGGUUUAACAUACGGCGCAAAUGCCAUCCAGCAGAUGGCCAUCCCGGGACUGUUUGAGUCGGAUGGGACGGGGCCCAGCGAUGACUGGGCGGCGGAUCUGGUCUUGCCUGGGUCCAGCCAGAUGCAGUUUGUCCAGAAGGCGAUGUUGGAUAGAGGGGACAGCACGUCCACGUACAACAACCGCAUUCCAGCGCAGGAUAUUAUUCUCGGGGAUGCUGGGACGGACGAUAAACGGGUUACUGCGACGAUGGAUAGCAACGGUGGUUGGAUUAUGGUGUAUACGCCAACGGGCGAACCCUUUGAGAUUGAUACAGGCCGGUUGAGUUCGUGUGAUGUGCAGGCGAGCUGGUAUGACCCGCUGGAUGGAGAGUAUACUGCCUUUGCGUUUGAUGGAUGUGGUGAUGUGGUUCGAUUUGAGGCGCCUGCUAGGGCUGGGCAUUUGGAUUGGGUGCUUGUUCUGGAGGUGGGUGAGGUUGAUUAA
Molecule: messenger RNA, 1542 nt
Organism: Aspergillus mulundensis
Lineage: Eukaryota; Fungi; Ascomycota; Eurotiomycetes; Eurotiales; Aspergillaceae
Product: glycoside hydrolase family 140 protein
Exons: 3
Coding region: 1-1542 (513 amino acids)
Source: RefSeq, a predicted model, not a curated record